Molecule: messenger RNA, 1822 nt
Organism: Drosophila persimilis
Lineage: Eukaryota; Metazoa; Arthropoda; Insecta; Diptera; Drosophilidae
Gene: Rac2
Product: ras-related protein Rac2
Exons: 1
Coding region: 152-730 (192 amino acids)
Biological process (GO): small GTPase-mediated signal transduction; regulation of actin cytoskeleton organization; establishment or maintenance of cell polarity
Cellular component (GO): plasma membrane; cytoplasmic vesicle; cell cortex
Molecular function (GO): protein kinase binding; GTP binding; GTPase activity
Source: RefSeq, a predicted model, not a curated record
AAACGCCAACGCCAAAGCGAGAGCGAGAGCGAAAAACUUGUUGAACGGCAGAGCACCCCGAACACCCCCGCCGAACCAACGAACCACCGAACCACUGAACCACCACCCACCAGCAAUCUAUAUACAUAGAUUCCACAGCAGCGACUACGUCAUGCAGGCCAUCAAGUGCGUUGUUGUUGGCGACGGAGCCGUGGGCAAGACCUGCCUCCUGAUCAGCUACACGACCAAUGCCUUCCCCGGAGAAUACAUCCCGACGGUGUUCGAUAAUUACUCGGCCAACGUGAUGGUGGAUGCCAAGCCCAUCAAUCUGGGACUGUGGGAUACGGCCGGGCAGGAGGACUACGAUCGGUUGCGUCCGCUCUCCUACCCGCAGACGGACGUCUUCCUCAUCUGCUUCUCGCUGGUCAAUCCCGCCUCCUUCGAGAACGUGCGGGCCAAGUGGUACCCCGAGGUGCGUCACCACUGCCCCAGUGUGCCGAUCAUUCUGGUGGGCACCAAGCUGGAUCUGCGCGAUGACAAGGCCACCAUCGAGAAGCUCAAGGACAAGAAGCUGACGCCCAUCACCUAUCCGCAGGGUCUGGCCAUGGCCAAGGAGAUCGGAGCCGUCAAGUAUCUGGAGUGCUCGGCUCUGACCCAGAAGGGCCUGAAGACGGUCUUCGACGAGGCCAUCCGCUCUGUGCUUUGUCCGGUGGUGCGCAGGCCCCCCCGUCGCAUGUGCAAGCUGCUGUAGGGCGGCAACAGCAACAGCAACGGCGACGGCGACGGCUACAGCGACGACGACAAAGAGAGAGAACAAACUGCAGAAAACUCUUUUUUUGCACACAAAAAAAAAGAAAACAAAAAAUAUUGCAUGUGGUUUACAGUUAAAGCUAAUGUACGUGUGAGAGACCGUGUCAGAGUGAAUUUAUGAGAGAGAGUGCAUGUGUGGUGAGUGGAUGAGUGAGCGAAUGAGUCAAGGUGUAUCAAUACAAGGUGAGGCGUUCCCAAAGAGUGCUCUUACAGCAGGAGACCUAUCCCGUUUCCGUUCAACUCGAAAAAGAAAUCGAAAGAGAGAGUGGCAAAGAAAAUCGUCAAUGCGAUCAGCAGGAAUCAUGCCUCACCUUAUAAAGAAAACCAGCAGUAAUUUUUUUUAUUGUCAGCUUUAUGUGUGAUGUGUGGGGGGGGUGGGGGAGAGCAGCUACGCAGCAGCAGCAAUAAUCAUUGGAAGUGCAUCCAGCAGGGCGAGGCGGGGGGCCAGAGAAGCACCCUGCCUGUGUGGAUUGUGGCUGAUAUGUGAGUGUCUGUGUGUGUGAGACAAUGGGUGUCUCAGGCAGCAGGAAAUGUAUGACAAAUCAAAUAAAAUUAAUUGUAAAUAAAUCUAGAUACACGCAAACACGCAAACAUACACACACACACUGGCAUUGCAGGAGAUAAGAGCUGGGAGCCCCGCCCAACGCCUAUCAUCGAAGUGAAGAGUCGCCCAAUGCGGGUCGAGAGGGUACGGGGGAUAUUUGGGGGUACUUCCAGUUUUAGUUUUGUUUUAGUUUUUUUUGCAUUUGAUUUAUAUAACGUAUGAAUAAUGUCUGAAUUAUGUAUGAUUAAUGCCACACUAAAGCCCCCAUUUAGCACUACUUUGAUGUUAAUUGAUCCACUGAUAUAUUUAUAACUCUUUUUUUUUUUGUUUUUUAAUGAGAGUGCGUGCGCAGACACUUUGCCAAAUUGUUUUUACCGACCCGAACCCUAAUUUAUAUACAUACAUAUAUUAACCAUAAUUUACUACUAAAGUGUAAUGUUAAUAAAACAAUACCAUUGUAAAAAGCAAAAUAAACUGAAUUCGAGGGAA